UUUCUUUACGGUGUCAUCAUCCAGCGUGGGUUUCGCUCUUCAAAAAAAAAUCCAGUUGAAGUUACUGCGAAUAGAUCAGGAUGACGGAACGCAAAGGAACAGCAAAACUUGACUUCUUGAAGAAGAUUGAGGAGGAGGUUCAGCAGAAAUGGGAGCAGGAAAAGCUUUUUGAGAAUGAAGCCCCAGCUACCAUUGGGGAAAAUACGAAUAGGAACAAGUACUUUAUUACAUUUCCCUACCCAUAUAUGAAUGGGAGACUUCACCUCGGCCAUACGUUCUGCCUUUCUAAGUGUGAGUUUGCAGUGGGUUACCAGCGGCUUAAAGGAAAGCAGUGUCUUUUCCCAUUUGGGCUUCACUGCACUGGGAUGCCUAUCAAAGCAUGUGCAGACAAGCUGAAGAGAGAAAUGGAGCUGUAUGGUUAUCCACCCCAAUUCCCUGAAGAAGAUGAAGAGGAGGAAGAGCAGAAGAAGACCUCUGAUGAAGUCAUCAUCAAGGACAAGACAAAGGGCAAGAAGAGCAAAGCUGUAGCGAAGUCUGGAAGCUCCAAGUUCCAGUGGGACAUCAUGAAAUCUCUGGGACUGCAGGAUGCUGAAAUUGUGAAGUUUGCUGAAGCUGAACAUUGGCUGGAUUAUUUCCCUCCUCUUGCUGUAGAAGAUCUGAAGAAAAUGGGUCUAAAGGUGGAUUGGCGUCGUUCCUUUAUUACCACCGAUGUAAACCCCUUUUACGACUCCUUUGUGAGGUGGCAGUUCAUCAAUUUGAAAGAGAGAAAAAAGAUCAAGUUUGGGAAAAGAUAUACAAUUUAUUCUCCUAAAGAUGGGCAGCCCUGCAUGGAUCAUGACAGACAGACAGGAGAGGGAGUUGGUCCUCAAGAGUACACUCUCAUUAAGAUGAAGGUUGUGGAACCUUACCCAACAAAACUGGGUGCUCUUAAAGGCAAGACCAUUUUUCUGGUUGCUGCAACCCUGAGGCCUGAAACCAUGUUUGGUCAGACGAAUUGCUGGAUUCGACCAGAUAUGAAGUACGUUGUGUUUGAGACGGCCAAUGGCGACUUGUUCAUCAGCACGCAGCGGUCAGCCAGGAACAUGUCCUAUCAAGGCUUUACCAAAGAGAAUGGAGUGGUUCCUGUGAUCAUGAACAUCAUGGGACAGGACGUCCUUGGCUGUGCAUUGAGCGCUCCUCUCACCUCAUACAAGACCAUUUAUGCCCUGCCAAUGCUCACCAUUAAAGAAGACAAAGGAACUGGAGUCGUCACCAGUGUGCCGUCAGAUGCACCAGAUGAUAUUGCAGCUCUAAGGGACAUUAAAAAGAAACAGGCAUUGAGAGAGAAGUAUGGAAUUCAAGAUUUUAUGGUGCUACCAUUUGAGCCGGUUCCCAUCAUUGAAAUUCCAGGGUAUGGGAAUCUGUCAGCUCCACUGGUGUGUGAUGAACUUAAGAUCCAAAGCCAGAAUGACAGGGAGAAACUGGCCGAGGCUAAAGAGAAGGUCUACCUUAAGGGCUUUUACGAAGGGAUCAUGUUGGUGGAGGGUUUCAAAGGACAGAAGGUGCAGGAUGUGAAGAAGCCCAUUCAGAAAAUGAUGGUGGAGAAGGGUGAAGCACUGAUUUACAUGGAGCCUGAGAAGCAGGUGUUAUCUCGGUCUGCAGACGAGUGUGUUGUGGCAUUGUGUGACCAGUGGUAUCUGGAUUAUGGCAAUGAGGAGUGGAAAAAGCAGGCCUACGGUGUCCUGGAGGAUCUGGAGACGUUCUGUGAUGAAACCAGAAAGAACUUUGAAGCAACGUUGGCUUGGCUUCAGGAGCACGCCUGUUCCAGAACGUAUGGAUUAGGAACCCGGUUGCCAUGGGAUGAACAAUGGCUCAUUGAGUCCCUGUCGGACUCCACCAUCUAUAUGGCCUACUACACCGUGGCACAUCUCCUCCAGGGAGGGGUCCUCAGUGGACAAGGACCUUCGCCACUGGGAAUCCGACCCCAGCAGAUGACGAGGGAGGUGUGGGAUUACAUCUUCUUCAAAACAUCACCUUUCCCAAAGACGGACAUCCCGAAGGAGCAUCUGCAGAAGCUCAGGCGGGAGUUUGAGUUCUGGUACCCUGUAGACGUCAGAGUAUCGGGGAAAGAUCUGGUGCCAAACCAUCUCUCCUAUUAUCUCUACAAUCAUGUAGCCAUGUGGCCCAAUGACAGUGGAAAAUGGCCGCAAGCUGUACGUGCUAAUGGUCAUCUUCUGCUAAACUCUGAAAAGAUGUCCAAAUCCACUGGCAACUUUCUCACUUUGAGUCAAGCCAUUGCCAAGUUUUCAGCAGAUGGUAUGCGUUUGGCUUUGGCUGAUGCGGGAGACACUGUGGAGGAUGCUAACUUUGUCGAGGCUAUGGCGGAUGCGGGAAUACUACGUCUCUUUACUUGGGUGGAAUGGGUGAAGGAGAUGAUCGCUAAUCAGAACAACUUAAGGACUGGACAUGCAGACACAUUUAAUGACAGAGUGUUUAUAAGUGAAAUGAAUUCCGGCAUCAUUAAAACAGAUCAGCACUAUGAGAGAAUGAUGUACAAGGAGGCAUUGAAAAGUGGCUUCUUUGAAUUCCAGGCUGCCAAGGAUAAAUACAGGGAGCUGGCCAUCGAGGGCAUGCACAAAGAUCUUGUGUUCCAGUUUAUCGAGAACCAAACACUCCUGCUGGCUCCCAUCUGCCCACAUCUGUGUGAACACACCUGGUCCCUGUUGGGAAAGAGCAGUUCUGUAAUGAAGGCUCUAUGGCCUACAGCUGGUCCAGUGGACGAGAUCUUGAUUCGAUCUUCACAGUAUCUAAUGGACACUGCCCAUGACCUCCGCCUUCGCCUGAAAGCCUACACACAGCCAGCCAAGGGCAAGAAGGGAGACAACAAACCACCAGCUAAGCCCACGCACUGCACCAUCUAUGUUGCAAAGACCUACCCGCCCUGGCAGCACAGCGCCCUCUCUCUGCUUGGCAAACAUUACAAGAGCAACAAUGGAGCUUUACCUGACAAUAAGGUCAUCGCCAUGGAGCUUGGAGCCAUGCCUGAGCUGAAGAAAUACAUGAAGAGAGUGAUGCCCUUUGUAGCUAUGAUAAAGGACAACCUAGAGAAAAACGGGCCCAGGGUUCUUGACCUAGAACUGGAGUUCGAUGAGCGUGCUGUUCUGCUGGAAAACAUUGUUUAUCUGACUAACUCACUUGAGUUGGACCAGAUAGACGUUGUGUUUGCCUCUGAAGCGGAUGAGAAAGUGAAGGAGGACUGUUGCCCUGGGAAACCGUUCUGUGUCUUCAGAUCUGAGCCUGGAGUGAUAAUCUCACUGGUGAACCCUCAGCCAUCCAACGGUCUGUUCUCCACCAAGAUAGACAUCCGACAGGGAGACAGCAAAGACAGCAUCAUUCGCAGACUAUCCCGAGUCAACAGAGGCAUCAAAGAUUUAUCCAAAGUGAAGCUGAUGCGUUAUGAGGAUCCUGUUCUCGGACCACGGAGAAUCCCAGUUCUGGGGAAGGAAGAGGAAGGUAAACUUCCAGUCUCAAACAGUUCAGUCUUCCACAUCAGCUUGCAAGAAAACAAAGUUCAUAUGAGCGACAACGGCCUGAAAGUGGACAUUGGAGAUGCUUUAAUCUACCUGGUUGAGUAGCAUCUGAGACUUUGUUGUUUGUUCGUUCUUUCCUUCCUUUCUUCUUUUUUUUGUCUUGGCGUAUAACUUCAAACAAUAGUGUUAAUACUGCUGAGUAACUAGUUCAUUUACCGUUAUCUAGCAUUUAUUCUUGUCUCAGCAAUUGGUAACUUUUUUAUUUAAGGUUCUCCAAUGUCUGCAUAAAAAAUAUCAUGAUAAUAGCAUCCAUUUCUACACUCUCAGAAAUAAAGGUACAAAAGCUUUCACUGGGGUAUCAGGUUUGUACCUAGAGGUUCCAUAUUGGUACCGUAAAGUGUACAUAUUAGUACCUAUAAAUGACAAAAUGUCCUUUUGUAAAAGGUUGACAAUUGUUGUACCUUUAUUUGUGAAAUGUAUUGUUUUAAUUAAUAAAAGAAUAACAGGAAAUGUGAAUUCAAUCAAUACUCAUUCAGGCUUAUGGCUUGAUAUGGACAUACGCUGUUGUUGUGUUUUUACAGAUGAGUUUCGAAGGUAUUUUCAUAACGUUUAUUCUACCUGUUGGAUAUGACUGAAAUUUUAACAUCCGUCCUGAAUUUACAAUUGUCUUUGCAUGUGGGAAUCAGUCAUCAGAAAAGACAUGAUCGGGUCAGUGGAUUGCCUGUUAAUUGCCUGUAUUUUUGUCAGAAAGCCUCAUUAAGACAUCAAUUUCUUUUCCUUUUUCCCGUCUCAGAUUAAAUAUUUAGUGAACACAAUAAAAAUAUGCAAAAAAAUUUA
This is a messenger RNA of Danio aesculapii, 4346 nucleotides long. RefSeq names its product leucyl-tRNA synthetase 1b (gene lars1b). The record is from RefSeq and is a predicted model, not a curated record. Gene Ontology annotation, biological process: leucyl-tRNA aminoacylation. The transcript is spliced from 32 exons. The coding region runs from base 81 to 3614 and encodes 1177 amino acids. Gene Ontology annotation, molecular function: aminoacyl-tRNA deacylase activity; ATP binding; leucine-tRNA ligase activity. Lineage: Eukaryota; Metazoa; Chordata; Actinopteri; Cypriniformes; Danionidae.